This is a messenger RNA of Chinchilla lanigera (long-tailed chinchilla), 744 nucleotides long. RefSeq names its product microsomal glutathione S-transferase 2 (gene Mgst2). Lineage: Eukaryota; Metazoa; Chordata; Mammalia; Rodentia; Chinchillidae. Gene Ontology annotation, cellular component: membrane; endoplasmic reticulum; nuclear envelope. The transcript has 5 exons. Bases 117 to 548 code for a protein of 143 amino acids. Gene Ontology annotation, molecular function: enzyme activator activity; leukotriene-C4 synthase activity; glutathione peroxidase activity. The record is from RefSeq and is a predicted model, not a curated record. Gene Ontology annotation, biological process: leukotriene biosynthetic process.
UUAGUUCCCGUAUAAGGAAGGGAGGCCGGCUGCGCAAAGCCCUCAGCGCCUCCAGCUUUCUACUCACUUCCUACAAAUAGUUCCCUGGUUUCCUGUGCCCGGCCUCGGUGGGAGCGAUGGCAGGCGACGCAGUGCUGCUGGCUGCUGUCUCCAUCCUCUCUGCUUGUCAGCAAGGUUAUUUUGCGUCGCAGGUUGGAAGGGCAAGAUUAAAAUGCAAGGUGAUACCCCCGGCCGUCACUGGGUCUUUGGAGUUUGAGAGGGUGUUUCGCGCUCAACAAAACUGUGUGGAGUUUUAUCCCAUAUUCUUGAUUACAUUCUGGAUGGCUGGAUUGUAUUUCAACGAAGUUUUUGCUGCUUGUCUGGGUCUGGUGUACCUAUAUGCCCGUCAGAAGUACUUCUGGGGAUAUUCAGAAGCUGCUGAAAAAAGUGGGAUUCCCUCCCCAUUUACAGAAUUCGCAGUCACCCUACCACCGCGCUUCAGAGAGGGCACACAGCCCAUCAGCCCAGCGUCUCCAGCCUCACUCCCUGCCUGUGUUAGGCAGAUCUAGAACCUGGGGCUUAUGGAGAGCAGGUCAAAGGCAAUGCUUCCCACGCAUCCUGACUUGCCCGAAGCGCUGCGGUCCAACCCUCCAAGCUCUUUUCUUCUGGGAGCUGUGUGUGUGCACAGAAAGAGCCAGCAUGUAGGACAUGGAGGGAGAGGGACAGGAGGAAAACACAUGCCACUCACACUCAAGACAGUAGUUG